AGCCAAAAACUUUACUCAAGUAAAAGUACAAUUACUUAAUAAAAAAAUGCUCAAGUAGAAGUAAAAGUAAUAAUGUUAUAAAUUACUCGAGUAAGAGUAAGAAAAUAUCCAAUAAAAAGAAUACUCAAGUAGUGAGUAACUAGUUACUUUCACAUAUAACAUUAUGGAUGUUUACUCUCUUAUAUUCCAGUACAUGAUACACAUUUAACAUGCAUUACAGAAUGAUUAAUAAUAAUACUAUUAAUAUUAUUGUUAAUAAUGGAAAUUGUCAUUAUUCACCACCAUGUUGUUCCAAACUCAUAUGACUUAUUUCUUCCAUGCAUCAAAUUAAAGGGAUAGUUCACCAAAAAAUAAGUUCUCAUUUUCUCACCCUCAUGCCAUCCCAGAUGUGAAUGACUUUCUUCUGCAGAACACAAAUGAAGAUCUUUAGAAGAAUAUCUCAACUCUGUUGGUCCAUACAAUGCAAGUGAAUAAUAACCAGAACUUUGAAACUCCAAAAAUCACAUAGAGGUAGCAUAAAAGUAAUUCAUAUGACUCCAGUGAUUUUCAGAAGCAAUGUGAUAGGUGUGGGUGAGAAACAGAUAAAUAUAUAUAAAAUAUAUAUAGUUCCACUGUCGUAAGUGCCCCAUUCAAAAAAUCUCAAUAAAUUAUGCAUUUAUUAACACUUAUUAAAUUAAAACCAGUAAUGUAAUGACAGGAACCCAUUGUAACGAAGUAAAAAAAAAUCAGAAAUGUACUUGAGAGAGUGAAAUGUACCCACCAUGAAACAUAGUCAAUUUUUUUCCAAAAUGUUACUCAAGUAAAUGUAAUGGAGUAAAUGUAGCACCUUACUACCCACCUCUGUAUAUAUAAUUUCUGUAUCUGGACCAGCAAUCAAAACAACAGUGUAGAGAGAGGGCAAAGAUAAUCACAAGGUUGUUUUUGACCCAGGAAGGUGCAGAAAGGUGACUUGAGAAGAGGGCAACUUAUUGCACAAUAGCUGCAUGACUCUACUACAGCUCACAUAUGAGGGGAAAGAAAAAACCUCCCAAGUGCUUUGAUUUGAAAGAAACCCAAAUAAAAUAUAAGAACAUGUUCUGUACGUAUGCCAAACGUGUAAAAAAAAAUGCACUGACUCCCUUUGCUGGGUUUGAAAUGGAAAACCACGAGUUGUUUAAAUGUGUCUGAAGAAGAGAAGUGGGAAGUGAAUUUCUGUUGUGUGCUGCAAUGUUCUUCUGAGGGCUAGAAUUUAGAACAUCAUAACACCAGUUUUUUUUCUAGUGUAAGUCUUUGGACUUGAUGUUAUCUUGUCCAUCAGUCAUUUUAUACUGCUUUGACAUCUAGGCUAUUUGUCAUUUUUGAGACUUUGGCUAUGUUCAGAUGCGUACUGCUUAGGUGUAAAAUUAAUUAAUUAAUUAAUUUAUUUAAUUUAAUUUGUUUAAUUAAUUAAAAAUUAAAAUUAAAUCGUAAGUUUCAUCAUGAUUUGAUCUUGUAUCGAUUCCCUUAGCCAGCAAUCCGAUGUUUGCCGAUACCUCAAAGUCUGCCACGAUUUCGAUUCAGGGGCUUGCGAUCGACAUUACGAUAUAAUGUGUCUAUUUAUUAUCUCACAGAUGCAACCAAAAUAUAAUUAGAAUAUUUUAUGGAGCUCUCUGGAAAGUGCAAUUCCAGUAUCCACAUUGGGACAUCCACAAAAAAAAACAAAAAAUAAAUAAUAAAAAAAAUAGUCACAUACAUGUGAUCAUCAAUCGUUUGAUGACAGCUCAUUGCCUUGUGGAAUGUGGGAAACACUACAAUGACAAUUUGUCAUCUCUACAAUAGUCAAGCAAGACUUUUAAUCCAAAAUACUUAAAUACCCACGACAGGAGAUCAUGUGCUACCCGUGUUUUUUCUUGGCUACAACUUCCACAGUUGUAUUGAGAAAUUCUGUUACAGUUUACUGUGAUAAAUGUUAGUAAGUGUGUUGAUGUGAAGGUUUGAAAAGUCUUGUAAUUGAUGUGGGUGCAGAGCAGGUGUUUGUUUUACAUGUUGAAUCGGUGACAUCGCAUCCUAGGUGAUUACAUCGAUGCAUCGAUUCAAAUCGAUGGAUUGUUACACCCCUAUGGACAACCAUACUGCUCUUACUAUUUUUGAACUAGCCUAUGUAGUACACUGUGCAUAGCAUGAGAUUUUUCUGUUUGCUCAGAAUGCCCGGAUAGUAACUGUUGCCAAAUGUGCCAAAACGGACAAUACUGUGUGGAAUACUGUAUCCCACAGGUAGUGUUCAAAUUAACCUUCCAUUUCUGGAAUGAUGAACGGGAAUUAAUAAAAUCAACAGUGUAUUUUAAUCUCUCGACUCAUUGAUUGGCCUGCCAAAUGUAAGUUUGGACACAAAAUGUAACUAAACAUGCCAAAAUAACAUUUCCGAAAUGAUGUCCACCCACAUCAAUUAUAUAGACCUAUAAAAAAUGAAGCUUAAGUGUCAAACUGAAGACAAACUUAUAACCCAUAGGUGCAAUUAAAUUUAAUGUGACAUAUUUGGUGAUAGAUUUAUUGUCAUUAUUUCAUAUCAUUAUUAUUAUUCCUUAUUUUAUUUCCAUUUUAUUUUUGCAUUAUAUUUAAUACAUUAUAUUACGGUAUCUAGGGAUGCCGCAGUGCAAGUUUAUUAUGGUUAGAUUACCGUCUGAGAAAAAAAUCGCAGUUAACUGGUUUUACAAUUAUUUGCAUGGUUUGUUGAUUUAUGGUCUUGCGUUUUUACAGGUUCUGUCAAACCUUUAGACAAUUAGCCAGUUAUCUUCUGAUAGGAGGUGUACUGAAUUGGAGGUGUACAUGUGGAUGUAUUUUAAGGCCUAUCUACAAACUAAGUGCCUCUUUGCUUGACAUCAUGGAAAAUCAAAAGAAAUCACAAAAAAAAUUGUGGACCUCCACAAGUCUGAUUCAUCCUUGGGAGCAAUUUCCAAAUGCCUGAAGGUACCACAUUCUUCUGUACAAUCAAUAGUACGCAAGUAUAAACACCAUGGGAACACGCAGCCAUCAUACCGCUCAGGAAGGAGACGCAUUCUGUCUCCUAGAGAUGAAUGUAGUUUGGUGCAAAAAGUACAAAUCAAUCCCAGAACAACAGCAAAGGACCUGUGAAGAUGCUGGAGGAAACGGGUAGACAAGUAUCUAUAUCAACAGUAAAACGAGUCCUAUAUCAACAUAACCUAAAAGGCUGCUCAGCAAGGAAGAAGCCACUGCUCCAAAACUGCUGUAAAAAAGCCAGACUACAGUUUGCAAGUGCACAUGGGGACAAAGAUCUUACUUUUUGGAGAAAUGUCCUCUGGUCUAAUGAAACAAAAAUGGAACUGUUUGGCCAUAAUGACCAUCGUUAUGUUUUGGAGGAAAAAGGGCGAGGCUUGCAAGCAGAAGAACACCAUCCCAACUGUGAAGCAUGGGGGUGGCAGCAUCAUGUUGUGGGGGUGCUUUGCUGCAGGAGGGACUGGUGCACUUCACAAAAUAGAUGGCAUCAUGAGGAAGGAAAAUUAUCUGGAUAUAUUGAAGCAACAUCUCAAGACAUCAGCCAGGAAGUUAAAGCUCGGUCUCAAAUGGGUCUUCAAAAUGGACAAUGACCCCAAGCAUACCUCCAAAGUUGUGGCAAAAUGGCUUAAGUCAAGAUAUUGGAGUGGCCAUCACAAAGCCCUGACCUCAAUCUGAAAAAUGUAUGAUCUGAAAAAGCGUGUGCGAGCAAGGAGGCCUACAAACCUGACUCCAUUACACCAGUUCUGUCUGGAAGAAUGGGCCAAAAUUCCAGCAACUUACUGUGAGAAGCUUGUGGAAGGCUACACAAAAUGUUUGACCUAAGUUAAACAAUUGCAAUGAGACCAAAUAUUAACAAAGUGUAUGUUAACUUCUGACCCACUGGGAAUGUGAUGAAAGAAAUAAAAGCUGAAAUAAAUAAUUCUCUCUACUAUUAUUAUGACAUUUCACUGACCUAAGACAGGGAAAGUGUUCUACAAUUAAAUGUCAGGAAUUGUGAAAAACUGAGUUUAAAUGUAUUUGGCUAAGGUGUAUGUAAACUUCUGACUUCAACUGUAUAUGAGAAACGCUCCAAUCUAGGGCAUGACACCGCUUUUGCGCAUCCCGAGCUCAGUGAUGUGCUUCAGUGUAACUUGAGUGCCUCAAAAGUGCGUAAAUGUAAGAUUAUGGGUGCGCAAUGUAGUUCACAGCAUCCAACCAUUUUUUUUUCUUCUGCUUUUAUUAUUUUAUUAUUAGUUUAUUAAAGCAAUCCGUUGUCUGUCAGACGACCCAACAGUGAAUCGGAAACAGACUGUAUAAAAAAUCCUGUCCACAACAUCUUAAAAAUAAACCUUUGGACUAUGCAUAUUAACGAGAGCAUUGCUUAGAGCAGCAAUUUAAAGUCCGAUAAUGACUAAAAUUCACAUUUAUUGUUGAAUGCAGAGAAUUUGUACAGAAGCAAUGCUUUAAAUAAUGAUAACGAUUUAAUACACAACUUUUCCAAGUUUACUCGCCUAUAGUGCAAGUUGCGUCUAUAAUUCAUCACUUUAAAAUGUACCAUGAGAGGUGCAUGGUUUGUUGAUUUAUGGUCUUGCGUUUUUACAGUUUCUGAGAUCUGGAAAGUUUGAUAAAAGCUAUUGUAGCAGCUUGUCUGUUUUAGAUGGUCUGGAAAUGGCAUUGUGUAAGCUCAGCUGCCGCCCCACCUCUCCUUUUGAAUGAGUGCCAUUGUUUUUGGAAAGCUUGAGCAAGUUCAGGGAUAGGAAGUGUGAUAUGAAAAGUUCUUGGACUUUUAAAGCUGAUAUGUGUAAUUUUUUUUCAAUCUUAAAAUUCUUUCUCGUAUUCCAGCUCUGGAAGAUGUUUGAAAGUGAAGUGAUUAUUUUUUCAAUUCCAUUUGGUGUUGCUAGUGACUAUUGGAUUUGUGGAUGUUUAUGUGGAGUUUUGUUGUGACUCCAGUUGUCUCAAAUCUGUUUUUCUUGCAACAUGGGUUGUAAAGUUUGCACUGUGUGUACAAAAACAUGUGCUGGUGAGUACUGAGCUGUCAACUCCUGUGUGACUUCUGGGCUCCUUCCCCUUUCUUCAGCAGUGGACCGAAAGUAUUGAUUAUCUUUGCCAUUUAUAGGCAUGCAGGGAUCUUGAAUAGCCCAUUGGCUCCUUAUCAGACCUGCAUUUAUUUGCUCUGGCAGGCGCACACGUGCUUGUAAGCGGAGCCCCUCCUGUCUAGGACAAUCACAGCUGCUUAGGUGAAAUUCUGGAGGGUGUCAGUCAGACCAAUAAACCCACGUGCUGUACUGGGAAGAGGACUGUGUACAUACUAGCUUCUAAAAUGGAAUACUGUGCAAAUGUCAACACAAAGUGACACUGCAGUCCUGAUCUCUUCUGUUGGGAGACAUUACUCAGACUGGAGGGAGGAGCCUAAUGCCUCGGAAAUGUAAAACUAUCAGUUACUGCAACCCCACCCCUUACAGGGAACCACGGUUACGAGCCUCCAAUCCGCCAUCAGUCUGGAGGUUUACCACCAUGCACCUCAAGCCAUACCCCAAACCACAAGAUAAAGAAAUACAUCGGGAGUCUGUGCAUGAUGGAACACGAGGCCUCCGUGCCGACCAGCAGGGAGUGCUCAGGACAGAGUGGGGCAUUCGCCAGGCAUGUGGCCUCAUGGGCUCAUCUGGCAACGGCACAACCAACCGGUGCCCACUCGGUGUCAUCUCCACCAAUACCCUCCGAUGUAGCAAUAACCAUAAUGCCAACAGUGCGAGCAAUGCACAGACUAGAGUAUGUGGGGCCCGCAAGGGCAAAGCACCCUCGGUCACAACAUUUACUAGUUCUUUAGUUCUGCUCUCAUCUUCAACUUGUUUGGAGAAUGAAGGCACUCUAAGAAUCUACCAAGAAGAUGAUGGAGAGGGAUCUUUGGACAUAUGGGCUGUCAUUAAACCUGGGAACACAAAAGAGAAAAUUGCCAUCUUUGCAGCUCAGAAGUGUGGCAAUGCUUGUGAACAUGGAAAUGACAACAGUCCUGAAAAAGAAGACAUUGCCCUAGAGUUGCGGACUGUCUCGGUGAAAAACAAAGGCUGCUGGGACAGUGACUGGUCUGUGGCCAAGCGCAGGAGAAGGUCCGGUACCCCAGACAAGCAGAGAAGUAUGGAAUCUCCACUACCAAAACCUGAUAAUCACAAAGUAUCCAUGGCCCUCAAUGAGAACGUCAACCCUUGCCAUGGAAUGGCAGAGGUUGCAGUCAGGACAGAGGGAGAGGAAGGUGGAAAUAUGCUCUCUGUGGUUGAGAUGGUGGCAUACUUAGAGCAAAGAGCCAGCGAUCAGCAGGUGAGCUCCAAACCCCCAUCCUUGCGCAGUACCAGCACCAUUACUUUGUCGAAAAUUGUAUCCAUCCCACAGCCUGAAAUACAGCAGUCUAAAGGCUCAGAAAAGCAAGAGGUCCAAGAGGAAGAGGGGGAAUCUGUGCGGGUUCUGGAUAUGGUGGCCAAGUUGGAGUCACAGUGCCUGAGCAGACAGAGCAUUCAGGAAAAUGGAGGAGACCUUUCUCGAAACAACAGCUUGAGGAGAAAGGUGGGACGAGUGCUUCUGGCAGGGUCAGAAAUGUAUUCACUGCCCUCACAUCCAGUAUCACCUACUGUCCCACAGGAGAAAGUCAAAAGUGUCCCACAGGAACUGGGUUGUGAUUUGGACAAACUGAGUUCCCCGUUCAAGACUUCUGAGUUGGCAAAGACAGAGACCUCGCAGUGUGGUCUUGUCUGCUGCACCGUCAAGCAGGAUGAAGGUUCUUGUAUAGCAAAACAGGAAACUUGCACAGCUGUUGAUAUGGCAAUAAACUUGCAGUCCUCGGCAAAGCAUGCCAGCUCUGAAGCUAGUAAACGCAAUGAGGAACCACAACCAGGCAUGUUGUUCUUUGCCCAAUCUCUACAUCAGACUCUAAAGGAGCAGCACCAGCCCACCUCAGAGAGCAGACUUCUGAACAAAGAGCCUUCUCCACUUGUCCAGGACAGUGACCCUUCUGUGGACACUUCAGUGUCUAUCAGAGAGGACAGCAGGGAUGGACUUAGGAGUGACCAAAAUCAUCAAAAAGUUGAGGAGACGGAGGGAGAGAAUAGCAUUGUUAGCCGAGAGUCUGUGCCUUGUCCUUUACGCCGCCUUGUGUCUCAUGAAUUUCUUGAAACUCGCUUCAAGAUCCAGCUGCUUCUGGAGCCUCAGCAGUACAUGGCUUUCCUGCCCCACCACAUCAUCAUAAAGAUCUUCUGCUUACUGCCUACCGAAAGCCUUGCUGCCCUCAAGUGCACCUGCCAUUACUUUAAGUUUAUCAUCGAGAGUUACGGCGUGCGGCCGGCUGACUCUCGUUGGGUAAGUGAUCCACGCUACAAAGAUGACCCCUGUAAGCAGUGCAAGAAGCGCUAUGACCGUGGUGAUGUUUCACUCUGUCGUUGGCAUCAUAAGCCCUACUGCCAGGCUCUGCCCUAUGGCCCGGGCUACUGGAUGUGUUGCCGGGGGGCCCAUAAAGACACACCUGGUUGCAACGUGGGACUCCAUGAUAACCGCUGGGUCCCACUGGGCCUCAAUAUGCCUAUUUACAAGAAAAGCAGGGACAAUGAUGAGGACUCAUAGUGUGCCAGAGUGGGCAGAUGUAGUGUGCAUUUUAUUUUCUGUUGAGAGUAAUGUGUGAAUGAGCUGUUUCCUGUGCCUGUGUGUUGCCAACGAGCAUGUGUGCUUUUUUUGAUGUAUAGUGCUUAAAAACAGGUUGCUGUAACUAAUUUGAAAAUGCUGGAUCUAUGUACUUCUACUCUGCCAACCAAUCACUAACACCCCUAUUGGAUACCCUCCUGAGGUCCUUAAUGUUGUUCUGCACUUUAACCUUUAAAGAUUGAAUGGUUCUAUCUGGGUACUGCUUGACUAUUUUACUUUGAAUAAGCAUUCAUCUUCAUGAGACUAACUUAUUUUCUGAACACCUCUACAAAUGUCUCCAUUUUUUUUUAUAGCACACUCCAACCUGAUUGUCCUGCACUGAUGUUGACUUGUGCUGCAACAUAUAAUGUUUGAUAAGCAUUACAGUUAUAUUUAUCUCCCAGCAUACUCAUUGGCAAUGGAAAACUUGUAGCGAGGGCACGAGUUGAAAUAUUUUCUCCUUUUCCCGUUACCAUUGCUUUUACUGCUAACAAUUCAUGGGAUGUUAGGGGGCGCAAUGGCUCUGUGACCUGUUGGUUUUGAGAUUGUUCUGAACCCAGAUGUUUACAUUGUACAUAGCACAGAAUACUAUAUAUCAUAACAGAGUGAUGAAUAAUGGCACGAGUGUGAUGUGAAAUGCAUUUAUUCUUAAUAUGGGGAAAAACGCCUUGUUCUUUUUAUGCUAACGCGUAUAUAGUGUAUUGUGUACAUGUAUAUACAUGUACUAUGUGAAGUGGUUGCUCCUGUUCUACAGUGGGACUCCAUGCUAAACCCCUGUAUAUAGGUCUUCUCAAAAUUUUAAGCGUUCAUCUCCCUUGUGUGACAUUUUGUUUCUCUAUGGGAAACAUUUGAAUGUGGGAAGAGAGAAUUUCUCCAUCUUGAUUAACUGAAUACCAUCUGAAAAAAAGACAUUUCAUUGCAAUAGACUGUUUUCCAAAGCGUGUUUCAGAUUUCUCAAAAUUAUUGUUAAUGGCAUUGCUGUGUUCUGCCUGUUAAGGCGUUUUACUUCAAUAAAGUAUAUCUUGGAGUAUUUGUAAGGUGCUGCUCUGUGCUCUUUUUAUCCAUGUUUGUAUCCACAAAUAAACCUUGUAUAGUGUGCUUUGAUAAACUGGAUAUUUUUUUUUUUUUUAAGUGGGGCCUCUGUGCACAUUUAGCCCUAGAUAUCAUGGGGUCAGAGAUCUGUAUAUACAUUAAAACUUUUGUGGAAGUCUAUACAAUGUCAUAGAAAUAUACAAAGACUGAACAAUUGUGUGUUACACUGUAAUUACACUGAUGUCAAUCCACGUGGAUGCAGCAUCAUGCAAUUUCAGUUAUUGAUACCACUGAGGGGGGGGGAAGAAAACCCUAUUCACUGGUAUUUUUUGUCAACCAUGAUAAUUUAUUCUGCAAGUCUGAUAAUAGGGGUUACUGAGCAGUAUUCAGCUGGCCAUGUGAUUUCACGUGAGCAUAUUUUAAAUAGUCAGUGCUAUUGUUAAAGGGAAACCUUUUUACAUUUGGGGGGGGGGGUUAAUCUCUUGCAGGUAAUAAUUUUUAAAUGUCUAAAAAUCGAAUUACCUUUCUGAUGCCUUGAGUACAUAAAAAAUGUUAGUAACUACUCAAAUAUCUGCGUUUUGUUUUGCUAUACCGAUCUCAUAAAUACAAGUGGCAAUAUGCUAUUAAAACACUGUAUACCAAAGUUCCUCUGCUUAUGUUGGUGCUGAAUUAAUAAUCUGAUAAGUUUUUCCAAGUCUGCAUAAAAAAAUAUAGGGCUUCAUUG
Myxocyprinus asiaticus (Chinese sucker) is the source of this 9373-nucleotide messenger RNA. It is a transcript of the gene fbxo34, whose product is annotated as F-box protein 34. The record is from RefSeq and is a predicted model, not a curated record. The coding region runs from base 5365 to 7560 and encodes 731 amino acids. NCBI's taxonomy places the organism in Eukaryota, Metazoa, Chordata, Actinopteri, Cypriniformes, Catostomidae. Gene Ontology annotation, molecular function: protein binding. The transcript is spliced from 3 exons.